UAAAUUGUUGAGAUCAUAAAUUUUAAUUUUUUAAAAAUGGCCGCAUAAAUGGCAUGGGGAGAGUGUUAUUUUCGCAUUUCCCCAUAGUGAAGACUGAAGUCUACUCAGCUCACGGAUAUUCAAAGCCGUGUUUACUGUUUCGAUUAUUCCAAUGGCUUAAAUUCAAAAAAUUAAUUUCACAACCAUAUAUACAUCACCGACGAGCCUCCGUCAAACACCGCUAGAACCGGCGACUUCCUCCGCCGCCGGCCGCUUGCACCACCAGUGCUCUUAUCCAUCGCGACGCCGUCGUCAUGGCUAAUCAAACCGGCGGAGCUUCAAGCAACGGCAAUAGUCGUGAAAUCAGAGGAGUGCUCAUACACGGCGGUAAAUACGUCCGUUACAAUGUGUACGGUAACUUAUUUGAAGUCUCCAGCAAAUACGUUCCUCCUAUUCGUCCCAUCGGCCGCGGAGCUUACGGCCUCGUAUGUGCUGCUAUAAAUUCAGAGACACGUGAGGAAGUUGCGAUUAAGAAAAUAGGAAAUGCAUUUGAUAAUAGAAUUGAUGCGAAGAGGACAUUGAGAGAAAUUAAACUACUUCGGCACAUGGAUCACGAAAAUAUUAUUGCAAUCAAAGACAUCAUAAGGCCGCCAAAGAAAGAGGCUUUCAAUGAUGUGUACAUAAUUUAUGAACUAAUGGAUACUGAUCUUCAUCAGAUUAUUCGGUCUGAACAAUCUUUGACAAAUGAUCACUGUCAGUACUUCAUGUAUCAGCUAUUACGUGGACUUAAAUAUGUACACUCAGCAAAUGUCUUACAUCGUGAUCUUAAGCCAAGCAAUUUGCUCCUAAAUGCAAAUUGCGACCUCAAGAUUGGUGACUUUGGUUUGGCGAGGACAACUUCUGAGACAGAUUUCAUGACUGAAUAUGUUGUCACUCGUUGGUAUCGGGCACCUGAACUGCUCCUUAACUGUUCGGAAUACACGGCCGCAAUUGAUGUUUGGUCGGUUGGUUGUAUUCUCGGUGAAAUAAUGACAAGAGAACCUUUGUUUCCCGGAAAAGAUUAUGUACAUCAGCUGAGACUCAUUACUGAGCUACUAGGUUCUCCUGAUGAUGCCAGCCUUAGAUUUCUGAGAAGUGAUAAUGCCCGAAGAUAUGUCCGACAGCUUCCUGAAUAUCCUAAGCAACAAUUUUCUGCAAGAUUUCCCAACAUGUCACCUUUGGCUAUUGAUUUACUUGAAAAGAUGCUUGUCUUUGACCCAACCCGACGAAUUACAGUUGAUGAGGCUCUUUGUCACCCAUUUUUGUCAUCUCUUCAUGACAUCAACGAUGAGCCAUUUUGUCCCAGGCCUUUCAGUUUUGAUUUUGAGCAGCCCUCAAUCACUGAAGAAAAUAUCAAGGAACUGAUUUGGAAGGAGUCUGUGAAGUUCUACCCAGACUUUGUUGAACUAAAAAUAUGACGGGUUGUCCUGGAUUAUGUAUCAUAUGUAGGAAGUAUUUUUCUUGCUUCUAUACAUUUUUUAAGUUAUGUUUAGCGGGAAGAGAGAGCUGACUUAAAACUGAUAUCACGAUUUCUGUACUUCAAUGUGAGAUAUUUAUCAAGAGUGCUGGUGUUUGCCAAGGUCUUAAAUCAACAUUGUAUCUUGGUUCUGUUCAAUGACUAUUCAGUUCUUGUAAAACACUAAAAGAGCUUAAUUAUGGUUCAACAUGUAUUCACCAACAA
This is a messenger RNA of Nicotiana attenuata, 1699 nucleotides long. RefSeq names its product mitogen-activated protein kinase homolog MMK2-like. The transcript has 6 exons. Bases 294 to 1436 code for a protein of 380 amino acids. The record is from RefSeq and is a predicted model, not a curated record. Gene Ontology annotation, biological process: intracellular signal transduction; protein phosphorylation. NCBI's taxonomy places the organism in Eukaryota, Viridiplantae, Streptophyta, Magnoliopsida, Solanales, Solanaceae. Gene Ontology annotation, molecular function: ATP binding; MAP kinase activity. Gene Ontology annotation, cellular component: nucleus; cytoplasm.